This is a messenger RNA of Guillardia theta CCMP2712, 525 nucleotides long. RefSeq lists its product as hypothetical. The transcript has 3 exons. The record is from RefSeq and is a predicted model, not a curated record. Bases 1 to 525 code for a protein of 174 amino acids. Lineage: Eukaryota; Cryptophyceae; Pyrenomonadales; Geminigeraceae.
AUGGGCAGGAGCCGGCUGACCGAUCAGGAGAAGCUCGACAUCGUCUGCCUCUACUACUCCGCGCCGACCACGACCUCAGCAAGGGCUCAUGGUCAGGAGCCGCAACGAGAUCCUCGAGAGCAUCGCGAAGUUGUCAACCCCCGAGGGACAGAACACCCCUACUGUCCUCGCCCUCCCCCUACGACUCUGCGGGGCCGAGCCCUUGCUCGGAUCUCCUCCUCGCCUCCCAAGACCGACCAGAGGCUCAACAACGUGUGCAUGUACUACUCGGCGCCAGCAUCGACGAGCUUCCGGAGGACGGUGCACCAGUGGGACAUCGCCAAGGCGUACGGGAAGAGCCGAGCGGCGAUCAGCAAGGUGCUGAAGCCGGAGUACGCGAUAGGGGUGAUGAAGACGAAGAAGCGAGCGGGGGUGAUGAAGAGGAUCAAGGAGGAGGCGAAGAGGAAGAAGCGGGCUAUGCAGCAUCAUUUGGAGGGAAAGAACCAAGGGCAGGAGCAUUGUGCUGAGCUCAAGCAUCAGCGUUAG